AUGGGUAAACGGAGUGUAUCAGUCGAUUGCUCCGAAGAUGUCCUGCGUAGUUAUGCUACAUCGUUCACGUCGUGGAGCUUAUUCCUUCCACUCGCCAGAUUUGCAAUCAACAAUGCAGUCGAUGCGUCAACAGGAUUGACGACAUUUUUUGUGAGCACCGCGAGGCACCCUCGCGUUUCAGCGCAUCUUGCUUUCAAAGAUUCACCACACACGAGCUCUACGCUUGGUGGGGGAGUAUCUGCCGAUGGCAUUGCGCCUGAACAUUUGAUGAUUAAUUACGUUGUCGAUAAGGUCGCUCACGAUGCGUCUCAUGCUGUUAAUUUUGUGGCCAACGGCGUCUCAAGUCCCGACACGAUGCAUCCCGUCACGCCCUCCUUAGCUAAUUUUGCUCCUACAGAGUUCACUUCACUUAUUAGCUCGGCUGCUGUGACCGAUCUUAUAUUGCUCCGACAAGGAAUUACACGCUUUGUACAUGAUGCCCUUCAACAAGCCGUCGACAAGCAAAAAGAGAACGAGGCCAAGCGAGGUCGAAAGCACCUGUCAAUAUUUAACGAAGGUGAUAAAGCCCUAUUUUCGACAAGUAGGCUGCAAGCACAUCCGUGA
Messenger RNA from Peronospora belbahrii, 603 nucleotides. Lineage: Eukaryota; Oomycota; Peronosporomycetes; Peronosporales; Peronosporaceae. The record is from the annotation of a GenBank genome assembly.